UAUGCAGUCUCACAAGAAACAACAUUGAGAAAUUAAAAAUGGGUCAAAAAAAUGGUUGCAUUUUUCGCAAAGGCAGCAGUAUUGUUGUUCCAGAAGCAGAAAAAAAUGUUGAGUUAGGGACACUUUCCUCUAACCAGAUGGACUCUCUUACUGCUAUUUGUGACACUAUUUUACCUUCCAUUGAUGCUAAUUCCUUUUAUCAUCAAGAAGCCAUUGAUGAUCCUUUCACUAACUUCCUCCAAACUUCAGCAUCCAUGACCGGAACUCCUCAACAUAUUGCAUGGAUGAUAAGCAAUAGAUUGCAACAUCCUAAGCUCAACUUGUGCAAAAUUGCACUAUGGCUAUUAUCAACGAGGAUAGGAACUUUGAUACUUUGUGGUAAGGCAAGCUUGUCAAGCCAAUUUCCAUACUUGCAGAGCUUCUCUAGGAUUUCACCUAACAAGAGAGAAGAGAUAGUCCUAUCAUGGUCAACUAGCUGUUUCAAACUCCUAAGGAUUCUCUUUUCUGCCAUAAAAAUUCUGGUUCUCCUAGUAUUCUUCACUCAGGUGAAUGAGAAAAGCCAGAAUCCUUCGUGGAAAGCACUUGGCUACUCUGGACCUGAUCCUGAUUUUAAGAAGCAAAAUCAAGGACCUCAAGAUCAAGAAGAAGAAGAAGAACUAUUUGGACCACUUUACCAAGGAAUCAUCAGUCUAAAACAAUCACAAAAAAAGACAUUCGAGAGGCUGCAAAAAAUUGGAUUUUCUGUGUCAAAACCCCAUAAUUUCAACAACACAAGGAGAAGUACAGAGUGCCCUGAUUUCACAAUUGAAUGUGAUGCUGUGGUAGUUGGUUCAGGCUCUGGAGGUGGAGUUAUAGCUGGUAUUCUUGCAAAAGCUGGACACAAAGUACUUGUCCUAGAAAAAGGAAGUUAUCUUGCAAGAACAAAUCUUUCCCUUCUUGAAGGUCCUUCUAUGGAUCAAAUGUACCUUGGAAAUGGACUAUUAACAAGCAAGGAUAUGGAUGUUAUGCUACUUGCUGGAUCAACCGUUGGUGGUGGCUCGACAAUUAAUUGGUCAGCUUCGAUUCAGACUCCACAACAUGUUCUAAAAGAGUGGUCCGAAAGGUACAAACUUGAUUUAUUUCAAAGUGAAUUUUACAAGGGGGCUUUGAAGGUUGUAUGUGAAAAAAUGGGAGUUCAGUCUGAAAUUGAGGAUGAAGGUUUCCAAAACAUGAUUUUGAGAAAAGGGUGUCAAGAAUUGGGAUAUCAAGUGGAAACAAUCCCUAGGAACGCGCAGUCGGAUCAUUACUGUGGAUGGUGUAGCAUGGGAUGCAAAGAUGGGAAGAAAAAAGGCACAGCUGAGACAUGGCUAGUGGAUUUGGUCAAAUCAGGCAAUGGUGCAAUAUUUCCUGAAUGUGAAGCAUUGGAAGUGAUCCAUGUAAAAAAGAAUGACAACUCAGGAAAAAGUAAAGCCAUUGGAGUUGCUUUUGCAUUUCAAAAUGGAAAAGGGGUGAGAGAAAUUUGCAUGGUGAAAUCAAAAGUAACAAUUGUAGCUUGUGGUGCUCUUAGCACACCUUCAUUGCUUAAGAGAAGUGGCUUAAAGAAUCCAAAUAUCGGCAGAAACUUACACCUCCAUCCAGUCGUUAUCGCCUGGGGAUACUUUCCAGAUACUCCAUCUGAUUCUAAUGUAUUAUGGCCUGAGGCGGACAAGAAAAGUUACGAAGGAGGAAUAAUGACAGCAAUGUCUAAAGUCGUGGCGAAUUUCGAAGGAUCAGGAUAUGGUGCAAUCAUACAAACUCCAGGUUUGCACCCUGGCAUGUUUUCAGCACUAAUGCCAUGGGUUUCAGGCCUAGAUAUUAAGAUGAGGAUGUGCAAAUAUUCAAGAACCGCAUAUAUUCUCGCGUUGGCAAGAGACAAGGGAUCAGGGGAAGCAUUCUCACCUUAUUCAGUAACUUAUAAGAUGGAUCAAAUUGAUGAAGAAAAUCUAAAAUUAGGCCUAGAGAAAAUGCUAAGAAUCUUGGCAGCUGCUGGUGCAGAAGAAAUUGGAACUCAACACGGAAAAGGGAGGAGUUUGAAGGUGAAAGAUGCAAGUUUGAAGGAGUUUGAGAGAUUUGUGAAAGAAGAAAGUUCAAUAGAAAUUGGGAAUCAUUCAGUUCCUAUAUGUUCAGCACAUCAAAUGGGAAGUUGUAGAAUGGGAGUGGAUCCAACAACUUCAGUGGUUAAUUCUAAAGGGGAGAUAUGGGAAGUAGAAGGUUUGUUUCUUGGUGAUUCAAGUGUGUUUCCAACUGCUAUUGGAGUGAAUCCAAUGGUCACAAUUCAGGCCAUUUCUUAUUGUACUGCACAAUCUGUUGUUCAACUUCUUAAGAAUCAAAAGCUGGGAUAAAAUGGCACUCGUACAAAGGGAAGCAUGAAGAUUUGUUUUUGUGAAAUCUUGAAAAAAUAGUUUAUGUUUAUUGAGGUUUGUGUGAGUAAAACGAGUGGAGUAGGCUUAGCAUUGUCUCUACCUUCAGCUAAUUAUGAGUUGGAGGUUGAAGCAACAGUGUGGGGUAAGAUCUUUAGGAGUAAGGGAGAAAAUAAGUGUAUAAACAAGUCCCAAAUCGCGAAUCAUUCUGAUUAAGAGGGAUCCAUGUAUCUUGCCAAAUGUAAUUGUUAAAAUUAUAUUCUAGUAAAUCUGCAGUGACUAAUAUUUUCCUUUU
Messenger RNA from Nicotiana tabacum (common tobacco), 2673 nucleotides. RefSeq names its product long-chain-alcohol oxidase FAO4A. The record is from RefSeq and is a predicted model, not a curated record. NCBI's taxonomy places the organism in Eukaryota, Viridiplantae, Streptophyta, Magnoliopsida, Solanales, Solanaceae. Gene Ontology annotation, molecular function: flavin adenine dinucleotide binding; long-chain-alcohol oxidase activity.